This is a messenger RNA of Cooperia oncophora, 552 nucleotides long. Lineage: Eukaryota; Metazoa; Nematoda; Chromadorea; Rhabditida; Trichostrongylidae. The record is from the annotation of a GenBank genome assembly.
AUGGGUGGUCGCCGACGUACCUCCGCAGCUCAAGGAGAAGUGUCAGAAAUGAGUCCCACCGGUUCGGAUUCGUCUGUUUAUUCGGAUAAGAAGAAACAAACACAUCUUCGAUGUGAACGACAACGACGUGAAGCUAUCAAUAGUGGUUAUUCUGAUUUGAAAGAGCUGAUACCACAGACAGCUUCCGCUAUGGGAUGUAAAACCACAAAUGCGGCUAUUUUAUUCAGGGCUUGCGACUAUAUGCAUCAGCUGUCGUCCGAGGUGAAAGCGAAUGAGAAGGAAAUUCAACAGCUCAACGCUCAGAUAUCUGCCUUAGAGAUGAUCGCCAGUCAAUAUGAAGCUAUGGCAGCUGAAGCUCCUUCAAGUACCUCGUCUUCUUUGCAAACUCGGAUGUUACAAAUUCUGCUCGACGAUUGCUUUUCAUCGUUCGUUGAAAAAGUAGACUUCUCGUCGUAUGCAACCAUUACUCGGACAUUACUCACAUGGGUAGAACAAAUUGCAGCGCACAACGAUCAAUUCAAGGUGAGAUAUUUGCAUGUCUGUAUGUUAUAG